This is a messenger RNA of Balaenoptera acutorostrata (minke whale), 3854 nucleotides long. RefSeq names its product tripartite motif containing 32 (gene TRIM32). NCBI's taxonomy places the organism in Eukaryota, Metazoa, Chordata, Mammalia, Artiodactyla, Balaenopteridae. Gene Ontology annotation, molecular function: protein binding; zinc ion binding. The record is from RefSeq and is a predicted model, not a curated record. The transcript is spliced from 2 exons. The coding region runs from base 163 to 2124 and encodes 653 amino acids.
CUGAGGAGCUCGGAGGAAAUGCGGCCGGGGAGGGGAGCGAGGGGCUCUGAGAAGAGUCGCGGUGCAGCAUCUCGGGAGGUAUGAGGGUUCAACCCUCUGGAGCAUGGACACUAAGCCGUUCAGUCCUGGGCUGUGCUAGCAGGCCCCCUCAGAGCAACAGCAAUGGCUGCGACAGCAGCUUCUCACCUGAACCUGGACGCCCUGCGGGAAGUGCUGGAAUGCCCCAUCUGCAUGGAGUCCUUCACGGAGGAGCAGCUGCGGCCCAAGCUCCUGCACUGCGGCCAUACCAUCUGCCGCCAGUGCCUGGAGAAGCUGCUGGCCAGCAGCAUCAAUGGCGUCCGCUGUCCCUUUUGCAGCAAGAUUACCCGCAUAACCAGCCUGACCCAGCUGACAGACAACCUGACAGUGCUGAAGAUCAUUGACACGGCUGGGCUCAGUGAGGCCGUGGGGCUGCUCAUGUGCCGCUCGUGCGGGCGGCGGCUGCCCCGGCAGUUCUGCCGAAGCUGCAGCGUGGUGUUAUGUGAGCCCUGCCGGGAGGCGGACCACCAGCCUCCUGGCCACUGCACACUCCCUGUCAAAGAAGCAGCUGAGGAGCGGCGUCGGGACUUUGGAGAGAAGUUGGCCCGUCUGCGGGAGCUUAUGGGGGAGCUGCAGCGCCGGAAGGUAGCCUUGGAAGGAGUCUCCAAGGACCUUCAGGCAAGGUAUAGAGCAGUCCUCCAGGAGUAUGGGCACGAGGAGCGCAGGGUCCAGGAGGAGCUGGCUCGCUCUCGGAAGUUCUUCACCGGCUCUCUGGCUGAGGUUGAAAAGUCUAAUAGUCAAGUGGUAGAGGAGCAGAGUUACCUGCUGAACAUUGCCGAGGUGCAGGCUGUGUCUCGCUGUGACUACUUCUUGGCCAAGAUCAAGCAGGCAGACGUAGCACUACUGGAAGAGACAGCCGAUGAGGAGGAGCCAGAGCUCACUGCCAGCCUGCCCCGGGAGCUCACCCUGCAGGACGUGGAGCUCCUUAAGGUCGGCCAUGUCGGCCCCCUCCAGAUCGGGCAGGCCGCUAAGAAGCCCCGGACGGUCAACAUGGAAGACUCCUGGGCCAUGGAGGCUGCAGCCUCUGCUGCCUCGUCCUCUGUUACGUUUAGAGAGAUGGACAUGAGCCCUGACGAAGUGGUUGCUAGCCCUAGGGCCUCGCCUGCUAAGCAGCGGGGUUCUGACACAGCCGCCAACAUCCAGCAGUGCCUCUUCCUCAAGAAGAUGGGGGCCAAAGGCAGCACUCCAGGCAUGUUCAACCUUCCGGUCAGUCUCUACGUGACCAGUCAAGGCGAAGUGCUGGUUGCUGACCGUGGCAACUACCGUAUACAAGUCUUUACCCGCAAAGGCUUUUUGAAGGAGAUCCGCCGCAGCCCCAGUGGCAUUGAUAGCUUUGUGCUGAGCUUCCUUGGGGCUGACUUGCCCAAUCUCACUCCUCUCUCAGUUGCCAUGAACUGCCAUGGGCUGAUUGGUGUGACUGACAGCUAUGACAACUCCCUCAAGGUAUACACCUUGGAUGGCCACUGCGUGGCCUGUCACAGGAGCCAGCUGAGCAAACCCUGGGGCAUCACAGCCCUUCCAUCUGGCCAAUUUGUGGUAACUGAUGUGGAAGGUGGAAAGCUCUGGUGCUUCACCGUUGACCGAGGGGCAGGGGUGGUCAAAUACAGCUGCCUCUGCAGUGCUGUGCGGCCCAAGUUUGUCACCUGUGACGCUGAAGGCACAGUCUACUUCACCCAGGGCUUGGGCCUCAAUCUGGAGAAUCGGCAGAACGAGCACCACCUGGAGGGCGGCUUCUCCAUUGGCUCUGUGGGCCCUGAUGGGCAGCUGGGUCGCCAGAUUAGCCACUUCUUCUCGGAGAACGAGGAUUUCCGCUGCAUUGCUGGCAUGUGUGUGGAUGCCCGUGGUGAUCUCAUCGUGGCUGACAGCAGUCGCAAGGAAAUUCUCCACUUUCCUAAGGGUGGGGGCUAUAGUGUCCUUAUUCGAGAGGGGCUCACCUGUCCCGUGGGCAUCGCCCUCACACCUAAGGGUCAGCUGCUGGUCUUGGACUGUUGGGAUCAUUGCAUCAAGAUUUACAGCUACCAUCUGAGAAGAUAUUCUACCCCUUAGGGGCUGGGAAAUGGCAGUUUCUUCUGCUCCCCAACCAACCUCCCUUCCCUGUUCCUUGGUUGUUGGUGGUACUAUAGUGUAGACUUGGCCCGUGUCCUGAUUCCAGCUGGCUAGUCCUAGAAGUUUAGAAGCUCUGUCUUCUAGUGUGUUUCAUUUGCAUUAUUUCCUCGCCUAGGUUUAGAGCUUUAACAGAUGCAUUACCCCAGAUAGGACACAUGAUAUGAGGUUAGCUGAUGUUUAAUUAGAACUUAGGCACUUCUAAGGCUUCAGUAGAGAGCCUCUUUCCCCCGUAUUUGAAAUUUCCCCAUGUACUGAAUCCUCGUUGAUUUUCCUCUCUUUUGGCUUUGAUAACUCUGGUCCAUUAUUUCCUUCCUAUUAUAACAUGCUCCGUCUGUGACACUUUCUCUUCAACUCGGCUGCAUUUAGUGUGCAUGCAUUUAGUGGGAUCUACUCUACCUUUCAGUGACACUUCGGACAUCAUAUUCCUGUGGCAUGAUGUCUCAGGUCUGACCACCUUUACCAGUGUGAAAGACCAUUCAUUUAGUGCCACCAUGGGAGCUAUAUAGUCCCUUUGGGAAGCAGUACCUCUUGGCUCUGGGGGUUUUGUGCCAUUUUGGAUUGGUCUGUAAUUGCAGGUGUGACAGAGAAUGGAUUGACCCUCGUUGGUGUCAAAGGCUUUAGCCUGGAAAUCGCUUGCCUCUUAAAGGAGCAUGUGGAUUGGAAUUAUGCCAAAGCAUAGGACGUUGGAAAUAAACAAAAAUAAAUGCUAAUAUAGUCAGCAAACAUUCUUGAAUAGUCUCUAGAGCACAUCAAUUUUCAUAUUACCUCUCUCCACUGCCCUGUGCUAAGAGUUGUCUGUGGAAUUGUACUACACGGGCCAGGGCCUACAAAGUGGGGAGGUGGACACAUCUCAUUUUCAUUGCUAAAGCAAAAUUGUUUGGUCCUUAUUCUGUAUUUUCCUCAAGUCAGUGCAUAAUAUUUGGUUUGGGGAUUUAUUUCCAUUCCUCUAUCAAGCAUUAACUAAUUGAUAAUUGUUUCUUCAUCUCUGGUGUUCAUGUCUUUUAAUUAAAUAUGGAAUUUGGGAGGGGAGGGGAGGGGAGGGAUAAGUUGUACCUUGCCGCUUUGCUUCCAUGUCUGACACUGCAUUCUUUGAGAGUAGUACGAAUCUACCUAGGUCAAAAUUCAGCAAAAAGCACUAUUAUGUAAAGAUAAUCCAAAACUUACUUGCACAUACACGUGUACAGAAUCAGCCCCCAAGGUCUACAGUCACCAACACCCUGUUCUAAACUCAGCCUCCACCAUCUGCUUUAUCCUUAUAAUUACAGUUCAACAAAGGAAGAAACUUGUGCUUUUAGGAAGCCGAGAAGUGGGUGCAGGACUUUGUGACAGGGUUCCUCAGGCUUUGGUGUUUACCAAGCAACAUAUCUUGUACUCUGGGUGCAGGGCUGAUGGCAAGCCAAAAAACUGUUACCUUGCUUUCACAGACGCCAAAAUCUGCUAAGCCAAGCUACUCAAAAUUGUGUUUUUGGUGGUGGUGCUGCUUUUUUGGCCUCUCUUGGGAUAGCUGCCAAAGGAUAGGAAAGGAGCUAAUUAAGAUGAUGUUGAACUGGUCUGUCUUGUGCUUUUCACCUGGAGAAAGCCCCAUGUUCUGAUUAUGAAAUUGCAUCUGAUUUCUAAAGAUUGUAUAAUUGAGAGGAAAUUGAUCCAAUUAAAAGUGCAUCACAAAUGAC